Messenger RNA from Lodderomyces oxycetoniae, 2550 nucleotides. RefSeq lists its product as uncharacterized. Gene Ontology annotation, biological process: reductive iron assimilation; cellular response to iron ion starvation. Bases 1 to 2550 code for a protein of 849 amino acids. Gene Ontology annotation, molecular function: ferroxidase activity; copper ion binding; D-amino-acid oxidase activity. Lineage: Eukaryota; Fungi; Ascomycota; Pichiomycetes; Serinales; Debaryomycetaceae. The transcript is spliced from 3 exons. The record is from RefSeq and is a predicted model, not a curated record.
AUGAUUGGAAUCAACCAGGAAUGGCCAAACCCAAUUCUCAGGUGUCCUAUAGCUCCUGGCUCAAACAUGAUCUAUGACUUUACUGUGGGUAAUCAAACUGGAACUUAUUGGUACCAUUCACAUAGCGGCACUCAAUAUGGCGAUGGGUUAAGAGGAAUGUUUAUUAUUGAAGAAGAAAAAGACAAUAUGCCUUUCCAUUAUGACGAAGCAGUUGAGUUGAGUUUAUCUGAUCACUAUCACAUGGAGACGUCCGAGAUUAUGAAACAGUUUAUGUCCAGAUUCAACCCUACUGGCGCGGAGCCCAUUCCCCAGAAUAGUCUAUUCAAUGAAACAAGAAACGUCACUUUUGAUGUUCGUACAGAUACAACAUAUCUCUUACGAGUUGUCAAUAUGGGGUUGUUUGCUUCACAAUACUUGUUUAUUGAAAACCACACUUUGACCAUUGUUGAGGUGGACGGGGUACCUGUGGUGCCUUAUGAUGUUGACUCGCUUUAUAUAACUGUGGGGCAGAGGUACGGUGUGCUUGUUAAAACAAAGAGUACACUGGGCCAAGAUUACAGGUUUGUUAACAUCUUGGAUAAGGAGAUGUUGGAUACGGUUCCACAAGACUUGCAGUUGGUAUCCACAAACUACCUCAGGUACAACAACAGCGGGUCGUCGUUGCCAAAACCCCUUCCAUAUCAAUCCUUUGAGGAAACUUUGCACCAACUCAAAGGGUACGACGAUUUUGACCUCGUGCCAAUUAGUGGUGAGAAGUUGCUCCCUGACCCCGAUCUCACCAUACAACUCAACCUCACAAUGGAAAUGCUCAACGAUGGUGUUACGUAUGCCAUGUUCAAUGGAAAGACAUAUACGCCGCCCAAAGUGCCCACAUUGUAUACACUCUUGUCCAGCAAUGAGUUGGCAACAAACGAGGCCAUAUACGGAACCAACACAAACUCGUUUAUCUUGCAGGGAGGCGAGGUUGUGGACUUGGUAUUGAACAAUGUCGAUGAUGGCAAACACCCGUUCCAUUUGCAUGGCCACAACUUCCAAGUCAUCUCCCGAAGCGAGCAAGGGUCUGAUCCAAUUGCUUUUGAUCCAAAUAACAAAACAAUGAUUGACUAUCCGGAGAAACCCUUGAUCAGAGACACAGUUGAAGUCAAAGGUAACGGGUUCUUUGUCAUUCGGUUUGUUGCUGAAAACCCGGGCAUCUGGUUCUUCCAUUGCCAUGUUGACUGGCAUUUGGAACAAGGGUUGGCCAUAAUUCUUGUGGAAGAUCCUUUUGUGGUGCAACAACAACAACAAUUGAUUCCAGACAACCAUCUCCAAGUGUGCAAAGAGGUUGGCGUUUUAUCCAAGGGGAACGCCGCGGGGAAUGAGGACUUUUUGAACUUGCAAGGACAAAAUGUUCAGCGCCCACCAUUGCCAGAAGGGUUCACAUCUAAAGGGUACUUUGCUAUAGCUGUAUGUGCCUUGGCGGCACUCUACGGGUCAUGGUCCAUCUACAACUACGGAAUGGAGGAUGUGUCGCAGGACAACUCUGCUGAGGUUAUGGACCGCUUUGCCGGAAUUGUUGGCUUGUACACUGUGUACACCUUAUUGGACAAAGGUAUAGAUGUGAAAACCAUUACUGUUAUUGCCGACUAUUUCCCCGGCGACGAGUCGAUAAACUACACAUCCCCCUAUGCGGGAGGAAACUUUUCGUGCAUCACCGGUGAUGACGACGAUAUUCUCGCAGAUGACAAGUACACUUAUCUUAAUCUUGCCAAGGUACAGCUGGCCAUUGGCAAAACUGCGGGUUUAGACAGGUAUAUAUCUACCGAGUACUGGGACACCAAGCCGAGUCAGAAGAAAAUCAACUCUUUAAAGAGUUAUCUAGAGGAUUACAAGGAGCUCAAGGCCGACCAAUUACCCACAGGGUCUGCUUUUGGCAUAAGCUUUCUUCUGUGGAACUUCAACUGUCCCAAGUUUUUGUACCAUUUCAAAACCAACUUGGAAGAAAGAGGGGUCCAGUUUCAAAGAAAACAUCUUGACCACAUUGUACAAGCAUACGAGUCCACAAAAACAAGUAUUGUGUUUAACUGCACGGGUCUUGGUGCAAGGACACUUGUUGGUGAUAAAAAUGUUUAUCCCGGUAGGGGACAAGUAGUUGUGGUUCGAGCUCCGCACAUUAUGGAGAACGUGUUAAGCUGGGGCGACCGCGAACCAACAUAUAUCAUCAAAAGGCCAUACUCACACGACCAAUUGAUCUUGGGCGGGUUCUAUCAAAGAGGUGACUGGACCCCAGAUGCAUUAGCGGAACAAACGGCAGAUAUUUUGAAAAGAACAACCACACUCUACCCCAAGAUCUUGACGGAGAACCCAUAUGGAAAUACUGUAGAUAGUUUAGAGGUGAUUAGAGUAGCUGUUGGACUAAGACCAUGUAGACAUGGCGGGGCUAGGAUUGAAAGGGUUAUGAUUGAGGGCAGGGUACUCAUUCACAACUAUGGUGCUGCUGGGAAUGGCUACCAAUCGGGACUCGGAAUGGCACACAGAGCAGUUAAAUUAGCAAUAGAUGUAAAAUUGUAG